This is a messenger RNA of Felis catus (domestic cat), 2305 nucleotides long. It is a transcript of the gene TBX22, whose product is annotated as T-box transcription factor 22. The record is from RefSeq and is a predicted model, not a curated record. The transcript is spliced from 8 exons. Gene Ontology annotation, molecular function: DNA-binding transcription factor activity, RNA polymerase II-specific; RNA polymerase II cis-regulatory region sequence-specific DNA binding. The coding region runs from base 488 to 2056 and encodes 522 amino acids. Gene Ontology annotation, cellular component: nucleus. NCBI's taxonomy places the organism in Eukaryota, Metazoa, Chordata, Mammalia, Carnivora, Felidae. Gene Ontology annotation, biological process: positive regulation of DNA-templated transcription; cell fate specification; regulation of transcription by RNA polymerase II.
CAGUGGACGCUGUGACUGGCCUGGUAUUCACUCAGUAAGAUGCAACAGUAUCUCCCAAUCCAAGCAGCCUGAGCAGCUAUUGGCGGCAGGUCGGCUCCCUAAAAGGCUGGCGUUUGCCAAUCUCUGUGCUCUGCCAGGUCCUGAAAUCAGCGAUUUGAGGGCUGAUGGUGUGCACAUGUCCACUGGGAGGGAGGAAACCACAAAGGGAAGAGGGACUAGACUCCAGGGGAUUCUGGCUCCAGUUUGAUUUUCCUCUCAAUUUAUUCUGUCUAUUCAAAGAAAAAAUAUAUGUAUAUAUAAAAAUUACACACAUAUGCACACACUUUUUUUCCCCCUCUGAAUAUAGAUCCAGAAAUUGUUUUUUCCAAUUUGGGAGUUUUCCUGCUUUCUCUCCUUGCCCUGUCCUCUGCGCCCUCUCUCCCUCUCCCUCCCUAACCUACUUUAGGUUGAAACUUUGCAUUGCAUAUUCCCUUCACCCCCUCCGGGGAUGGCUCUGAGCUCUCGGGCUCUUGCCUUCUCCGUGGAAGCCUUGGUGGAGAGACCCAGGAAAAGGAAACUGCAAGAUCCAAGAGAGGAGACACAGCCUGAGUUGCUGAAGAAAGAGGAGGGAGAGGAGGAGGAGAGAAGGAACUGGACAGCAGGGAAGAAGAGCCAGCAGCCCGAAAAACGACCCAAGGCAGAGCCUUCAGCAACUGCUUUCUCAGCCUGUAGCGGCAGCGACAGUGACGACAGUGACCACAACAGAGGCAGAAAUCUGGAAGAGAAAGGUGCUAUCCAAGUAGAGCUUCAAGGAUCCGAACUGUGGAAGAGAUUCCAUGACAUUGGGACUGAGAUGAUCAUUACCAAGGCUGGCAGGCGGAUGUUCCCCUCUGUUCGAGUCAAAGUGAAAGGGUUGGACCCAGGGAAGCAGUACUAUGUGGCCAUCGACGUGGUGCCAGUAGAUUCCAAACGUUAUAGGUAUGUGUACCACAGCUCACAGUGGAUGGUAGCUGGGAAUACAGACCACUCUUGCAUUACUCCCAGGUUCUAUGUUCACCCGGACUCACCCUGCUCUGGAGAGACCUGGAUGCGGCAGAUCAUCAGCUUUGAUAGAUUGAAACUCACCAACAAUGAGAUGGAUGACAAAGGUCAUAUCAUUCUGCAGUCCAUGCACAAGUACAAGCCCCGUGUGCAUGUGAUGGAACAGGACAGCAAAGUUGACUUGUCCCGGAUUCAGUCCCUGCCCAUUGAAGGGGUUAAAACGUUCCUCUUUAAAGAAACUGAGUUCACCACAGUGACUGCUUACCAAAACCAGCAGAUUACCAAACUGAAAAUCGACAGGAAUCCUUUUGCUAAAGGAUUUAGAGAUCCUGGAAGAAACAGGGGUGUAUUGGAUGGGCCUUUAGAAAUCUACCCAUGGAGGCCUUCUCUCACUCUGGAUUUUAAAACUUUUGGUGCAGAUACACAAAGUGGAAGCAGUGGCUCAUCUCCAGUGACCUCUGGUGGAGGGACUCCUCCUUUGAACUCAUUGCUUUUUCCACCCUGCUCUCUGCCUACAUUUCACUUAUCUACAAGCUCCCUUGGAAUGCCCUGUCCGGAGGUGUAUCUGCACAAUAUCAACCUGCCCCUUUGCUACAAGAUUUGCCCAAAUAACUUUUGGCGACAGCAGCAUCUUGUUUUGCCACCUCCUGAAAGACUAGCAAGCAGCAACAGUUCUCAGUGUUUAGCCCCACUCAUGAUGGAACUUUCCACAUUAUGUUCUCUGGGGAUCGCCAAUUCAGAAAAUGGUUCAUUUGAAGACUUGAAUGGGCAGUGUCUACAGGCAUCUAAUUCUUCCAAUCAAAUGUUGUAUGGAUUACAGUCACCUGAAAAUAUUUUAUCACCAAGCUCCAUUGGCCAGGAAGCAAUUGGUUGCUCUCUCCAUCCUUCCUGUGGUUUUUAUAGGUACAACUCAGUGCCAUCUAGACUGGUAAAUGCUGCCAUCCAUCUCAAAGUGAAUGAUAAUAGUCAAGUUUCUUUUAGAGAAGGCAAAUCCAAUCACGCUUAUUGGUGUCCAACAAUUAAUCAUUGCCUUUAAUGGAAUAGUCACAAUCCUAAAACAAUUACACAUAAGCAUGUAUUUUCUUUAUUUGUAUCCAAAGAAAGGUCAAGAGCUAUUGGGCUUUAAAGACUUUAUUAUCAGAAGGUGUUUCUGUUAUGCAUUUAAAGUGCCUUAUCAGAUGUUCAAAAGAAGUUGUUAUAGGUCAAAUAUGACCUGAAACAAUCUCUGAUUAUGGUGGUCUUGGACCUCAAAGUAAGUCAAUAAACAUUAUUUGAUGAGAUAGAC